AUGUCUCAAAAGUUCUCAAACCGUAAACCUCCGUAUAAACAUCAAAAUAUUCCAAGCGAAGAAGAAUCUGGCAAUAGUCUUGACCAAGAUGGAGGAGAAGACAUUGUUCAAAUUUUUACUGCAUUUAAUAAUCGUAUGGAAAAAAAGGUAAAAGAUAAGCAACGAAAACUUACCUCAGAGUGUGACACAAUGAUUCAACAAAUAUCCGAAUUUGCCCAUGAGCUUGUAUCAAGGCAAAAACAAGAAAUUGAUGCCAAAAUCAAUGAGUAUAAACUUAAGUAUGAAGAAUUGGCUGAAGAGAAACUCACUAUCGUCAAAAAGUUAAGAUCUGAGGAGGCAAAAUAUUUGCAACUACAUGAUUCGAUUAUCUGUGAACUUGAUAAGAUUGAAAUUGCUCAAAUGAAUGCAAAUCAGGCGUUUGAGAAAAAAUACUUGUCGUUUGUUGAAG
Messenger RNA from Dentiscutata erythropus, 448 nucleotides. NCBI's taxonomy places the organism in Eukaryota, Fungi, Glomeromycota, Glomeromycetes, Diversisporales, Gigasporaceae. The record is from the annotation of a GenBank genome assembly.